AUGAGCGACCAUGCACCACAAUCCGUCCCAGAAAUGAACACAGUCUGCAUUGUCUGCCUCGAGGAUCUGUUUGAUGAAGAAGGAAUUGCAAAGAAUGGAGAGGUUGCCGGCAUUCCAUGCUUGCAUUUGGUCCACAGUGAAUGCCUUCGUAGGUCGGGCGAAGCAUUAAACGCAGAUGGAAAGCGUUAUGGUAUUGGGGGUUUGGGUAGUCCGCGGGCUGGAUGUCCAAUCUGCAGUCAGGAGGUUACAUUUUGGCCCACCUACAACGAAGCAGCGGCAUUUCCCACCUUUUGGAUGAGCCGCAUCCAAGACGUCUUGGAAGAAACCGGCCCUGCCCGCGGGCCCAUACCCGUCAAGGCCAUCCGAGCAAAGCUCAAGGCUGACGAUCGUCUCACCACAGAACAGAAGAAGUAUCUAAGCACAAAGUACAAGGAAGACAAUUCCAGCUGCCGAAUUGGAUUCUAUGGAGCGCUACAGAAGGCCGGUGCGAAAAUCUUUUAUUGGAAGGUUGUCAAUGGAGGACCAGACAAUGGUGGCUACACAACCAGUGCCUGGAAGGAUAAUGUUUGGCACUGGAAUGAAGAAGAGGGAACUCUAUGGGACAUCAAAUGGGGUGACCCUGCCCGGAGACCUGCAGCGAGGAUUCAUAAAAUUUGGAAAUUCAUGCGCAGGAUUCGUUUGGGCGCCUUGGAAUGGACGGCGCUGGUGCUUGUAGUUGCCAUUGUGGCUUCCGUUUGGUUUGAUAGUGGUGAGGAAAUCACAAAGUCAUAG
Molecule: messenger RNA, 771 nt
Organism: Seminavis robusta
Lineage: Eukaryota; Bacillariophyta; Bacillariophyceae; Naviculales; Naviculaceae
Source: the annotation of a GenBank genome assembly